Molecule: messenger RNA, 703 nt
Organism: Harmonia axyridis
Lineage: Eukaryota; Metazoa; Arthropoda; Insecta; Coleoptera; Coccinellidae
Exons: 4
Coding region: 44-565 (173 amino acids)
Source: RefSeq, a predicted model, not a curated record
UGUAUAUUGUCGUGAAAUUAAUGUUUCAACUAUUACCUGGAAUAUGAGGUUUUUUCUCAUUUUUUUAUUGUUUGGUGUUUGUGUGGCAAAGAAAGGAAUUGAAUUUGAGACGACAGAAGUUACAUAUCUAGAUCCACAAUAUGGAACAGCAACAUGUUCAUCGAAUAAAUUCAACGCAACUACAUUUCUCAUAAACGUGAGGAUGAAUUUAACAAAAGACAUUCCUACGGAUGCCAUGCUAGCUGUGGAUAUUUACAAACUAUCAGACAACACUUACAAAAAAACAGCUCUAUCAAUGAAGAGAAAACUAUGUCAGUUUAUGGAAUCAGGAGAGUUCAAAAUGAUGUGGUCUUCCUAUAUGGAUGAGAGAUUCAACAUCCCAAAGAAAUGUCCAUUUUCUAGAGGAUAUUAUAAAGCUGUAGAUAUAGAUCCAAACAGAUUGGUGACGAAUGAGCUAUUCAACUUUCUACCAUCAUGGGAUAUCAAAGUUGAAGUAGCAAUUACUAGCAAAAAUGUACCAAUAAUGAAUCUCAAAAUACGCUUUAAAGUGGUUGAUGGGUAUUGAUCUUAUGAAUUGAUAUAAAAUUAAUUAUUGUACCCAUUGUCUAGCCUUAUUUGAUCUUUUCAAAUAUACCAUUAGCAACAAAAUAUAAUGAUGGAAAGUAAUGCAUUUUUUCAAGGGUAUAGAGGAAGGAGAAGUAAA